CUGCUCACGGAUCGUCGUAUCUGGCCAGAUCGAGUCCAGAGUCUGUCCCAGGAUGCAGCUUUCUGUGGUGAUUUCUGCACUUUUUUGCUUUUUGCUUUUUCCAGGCAUCAAAUCUCUGAAAAUCGAACCUCCAGACGUGAAACCUGAGAUGCCUGAACCUCAGAAUGUCGAUGACGUCAUUUAUCUCCUGGCUGUGACCUCUCAGGCUGUAGGGGGCACAACAGAGACGCUGUGUGUGACGGUUAACCCCAGUCGCUCCGUUACACUGGAGGUCACUCUGGAGUACAACCAGAAGAGUGUCAGACUUUUGAGUCAAUUGCUUUUAAUUGGAGAAUUCUACCGCUGCGUCCCGUUCAAGGUUCCUGUCGUAAGUGAGGAAACCGUGGCGUCUGUUAAGGUUCAGAUUAAAUGGUUGACCAAAGUGGAGAGCAAAGCAACAAAGAUUCUCAUCACACCUCCGUCUCAGCUGACCAUCAUCGAGACAGACAAACCCCUCUACAAACCGGGACAAACAGUGAAAUUCCGCAUCGUCUCUCUGGAUUCCAGCUUCUUCACCUUCAAUCAAGUGUUCCCAACAAUAGAACUGCGGGAUCCGAACUCAAACCGUAUCGGUCAGUGGCUGAACGUCUCCACCGUCAGCGGCCUUGUGGAUCUGUCGUAUCCCUUAAACUCUGAGGCCACAAACGGAGUUUAUGCCAUCACCGUAUGGAGGAACAACCUGGAAGCGCUCACAGAACAAUUCGAGGUCAAGGACUACGUUCUGCCGACGUUUGAAGUGACGGUCCAGCUUCCUCCGGUCAUAACCGUCCUGGACACCAAUGCUACGCUGAAAGUGUGUGCAAAAUAUACGUACGGGAAGCCGGUGAGCGGCGUGGUGAAGGCCACAGUCUGCCGUAACAGUAUCAGCUACUGGUGGUCCAGGCCACAAAGUGCAGGAGCAGCGAACAUCUGCCAAAAUUAUACCAUGCAGACGGACAGGUCAGGAUGCGGACAACAAGUUAUAAAUCUGAAGGACUUUGCGAUAACGGAUUCAGGCUACGAGAACAUAAUCAACGUUCAAUGCGAAGUGGAAGAAAAUGGGACUGGUGCCGUUAUGAAGGGUUCAGGAAGCUCUAGUAUAACUAAUAAUAUGGUCAUGCUUUCAUUUGAGGAUUCGCCAACAACAUUUAAGCCUGGAAUGAUGUAUGAAGGAAAGAUUAAAAUGACAGACACAAACUCCAAUCCUGUGAAAAGGAAGCCGGUGUAUAUGACUGUGACUUAUGGGGAUAAUAUAAAUACAGUUAACACGCUGAUUACAGACGACAACGGGAUCGCAGUCUUUUCCCUCGACACCAAACCGUGGCAUCUGGAGUCGGUCUCAUUAAAGGCACAUUAUGAAAAGACAGAGAGACCCAUAUCGUAUAAUGACAAGCGGUUCGUACCCUACUACCCCACUGCCUACCUGUGGCUUCAGCCCUUUUACUCCAAGAGCCAGAGUUUUAUUAAACUGAAGCCCAGCUCGAAGCCGUUCAGCUGUGACACGUCCGCUAGCAUUGUGGCUGAGUAUCUGAUCCACGAAAGAGUAAACCAGAGGAGCUUAACCUUCUUCUACAUGGUGAUGUCCAGAGGACAUUUAGUUCAACAAGGACGUCUUUCGGUGCCCGUCAGUCCAGGACGUCUUUUGACACCCAACAGCCAAAGUCGAGAAAUCAGUGGCAGAUUGUUAUUGCCCCUAACGAGCAUCGACAAGUUGCCCCCGGUGGCUCAGGUGGUCGUGUACAUGCUCCUGUCCAGUGGCGAGGCCGUGGCAGACAGCAUGAACUACCCCGUUCAACCAUGUUUGACUAACAAGGUGUCUCUGAAUUUUAGAUCUUCUUCUGAGCUUCCUGGUGAUGUGACAUCACUGAGCCUGAAAGCUGCUCCAGACUCGCUGUGUUCAGUGAGAGCCAUCGAUAAGAGUCUGCUGCUGCUGGAACCGGAGAAGGAGCUCACCAUCGACUCUGUGUUCGACAUGCUGCCUGUCCAGAUGUUAUCAGGAUAUUCCUACAAGAUCUAUGAGGAGGAUUUGAUCCCGUGUUCACCGAUCUUCAUUGAUAAGCGAGUGGAAAGAUCGAUCGGUUAUUUUCCUUACGGAAAUGUCGACGUGUAUAACGUCUUUAGAGAUGUUGGAGUUAAGAUCCUGACCAAUGCUGAAAUCAGAUCGAAUCCCGUGUGCCCUGAAGGUUUGCCGAUUAGGAAGCCUGAUGUCCUGAAUGAACCAGCGUUCAUGAAAAUAGAAAGUGCUUCAAAUUCCGUCCUUCCAAACCAACCAACAGUCGUUACAAUCCGCAAACAUUUCCCAGAGACGUGGAUUUGGGAUCUCGUUCCAGUCAGUCGGACUGGAGUGACAGCCAUUAAUAAAACAGUCCCAGACUCCAUCACUACAUGGCAGGCCGAUGCAUUUUGUACAUCACCUGUGGGGUUUGGAGUCGCCCCGAAAACUGAGCUUAUUGCCUUCCAGCCUUUCUUUGUGAGCGUCACCAUGCCCAGCUCUGUCAUCCGAGGAGAAGUGUUCACACUCAAAGCCACCGUCUUCAACUACCUCAAAAGCUGUAUGAUGGUGAAGGUGUCUUUGGCUGAAUCUAAGCAGUUCUCCGCAACCCCGUGUAAGAACUGCAGCUACACACUCUGUCUGUGUGCUGAGGAGAGCUGGACCUUCUCCUGGACCAUCACACCGAAGCUUCUGGGUAAGAUGAGAGUCAGCGUGACGGCGGAGGCCGUGCAGACGUCUGUGCUGUGUGGGAAGGCUGCGGUCACUGUACCACAGAAAGGACGCAUCGACACGAUCAUUAAGAUGCUGCUGGUGCUGGCUGAAGGAACCAAACAGUAUAAAAGCUACAAUGUGCUUCUCUGUCCAUCAGGAAGUGCAGUAGAACAGACAGUCUCAUUAACACUGCCCGAGAUCAUGGUGGAAGGUUCGGCCACUGCGUCCGUCUCUGUACUCGGAGAUCUGAUGGGUCGAGCUCUACAGAACCUGGCGAGUCUCCUGGCGAUGCCGUACGGCUGUGGAGAGCAGAACAUGCUGCGCUUCGCCCCCAACAUCUUCAUCCUGCAGUACCUGGAGAGCACCAACCAACUCACUCCUCAGAUCCUGAGCACAGCUCAGACCUACCUCGUGACCGGAUACCAGAGAGAGCUGACCUACAAACACACUGAUGGAUCUUACAGCGCUUUCGGGAUGAGCGACGCAUCAGGAAACACAUGGCUGACGGCGUUCGUGAUGAAGUCUUUCGGAAAUGCGAAGAGAUACAUCUUCAUAGAUCAGGUGUUUGUGGACCAGGCGAAGUCCUGGCUCGGGCAACAGCAGCAGGCUAACGGAUGCUUUGCCUCAGUGGGACAACUCUUCCAUCUGGACAUGAAGGGAGGAGUGAAUGAUGAGGUGACCCUCACAGCGUACAUCACAGCUGCCAUGCUGGAACUCAACUAUACCGUAACAGAUCCUGUGGUGAAUAACGGUCUUACCUGCCUGAGGAACGCCUACACUCAGGUGAACUCCACCUACGCCAAGGCUCUCCUCUUCUACACCUUCACCCUGGCUGGAGAUUGGGUGAUGAGGAACACACUCAUCUCAAACCUGGAUGCAGUGGCCGUAGUCUCAGGUGGUGGACGUCACUGGAGCAGAGUGAGCGUUGGAUCGGUGACCGACUCUUUGGAAGUAGAGAUGACCUCGUAUGUGCUUCUGGCUCUGAUGUCUGGACCUGAGCUGCCCGGGUUUGGUCUGGGUUACAGCAUCAGUAUCGUCCGCUGGCUUUCUCAGCAGCAGAACUCCUUCGGAGGCUUCGCGUCUACACAGGACACUGUCGUGGCUCUUCAGGCUCUGGCUAAGUACAGCUACGCCACCUACAGUCCAGCAGGAUCUGUAAAUGUUACUAUAACAUCACCAUCAGGGCUGAUUAACACCUUCACCAUCAAUCAGAGUAACAGACUGCUGUAUCAGGAGAGUGAGCUGCAGGAGGUUCUUGGAAGUUAUAACGUUAAAGCACAAGGGAGCGGCUGUGUGUACGUGCAGUUCACUUUGAGCUACAACAUCCCUCCUCCACCCGACAACUCUUCAUUCAGCAUCUUGGCUUCAGCAUCUGGAAACUGCAGAGUCCCAAAUCCAUUUCUAGAAGUUACCGUUACUGUCAUGUAUAACGGUAAACGAGCGAACACCAACAUGGUGGUCAUCGAAGUCAGACCUCUGUCGGGAUUCGAGGCAGACGUGACAUCUGUAGCACUCGUGAACAGCGAAUCCAAAGCGGCUGACGGAGCUGUGAAACGUGUGGAUCUGAUUGAGGGCAACGUCAUUAUCUAUCUGGAUGGACUGACAAAGGGAAAGGAGAAAACGUACACUCUCACCAUCAUGCAGGUUGAUUCAGUGAAUAACUUGAAACCGGCCGUUGUGAAGGUUUACGAUUACUACGAGACCAGGGACAUGGCUGUAACCCAAUACAUCUCACCGUGUCCAUUUCAGUGAGAGUCUGACUGGGAUCUGAGAAGAGCAACAGCGACAGAACGUCUACCCCUUUAACUUGUGUUAGGGCAAUUUUACAUUCUGUUACAGAUAUAAUGUUACUUAAUAAGAUAAUUUUUUUUGUUUACAAUUAUUUUAAAUUCGAUCUGUGAAAUUCUUCAUAUGUCAUCUUAAAAAUGAUCAAAACAGGUUUAAAGCCACCGAGCGUGAGCGAUAUCUGCACAUUUACACUGCUGUGUUUGGGUUUACUGAGGAAGAUGUUAUUGUAAAAGAAUCAUUAAGGCCUUGAGUCCUCACCGUUGUAUCCUUGCUCAGACCUCACGGUUCAUCAACAAGACAAUUUCACUACAGAUUAAAGCGAAUACGAAUUCAUUAACACAAAAUAAAUAAAGGUUUGCCAUGAUUUUACCUCAGAAACUGAUCCAGAAUUCUUCUUAUACAAGUUUUUGUGUCUAAUGAUGGAGUAAAUACUGUAAUUCUUGAUUUUUUUUCCAAUUAUUUGUCCUAUUUUCUUUACAAGCCUAAAAAAAUCAGCUAAUAAACACUGUUAAAACCA
Tachysurus fulvidraco (yellow catfish) is the source of this 5027-nucleotide messenger RNA. Its product is annotated as alpha-2-macroglobulin-like protein 1. Gene Ontology annotation, molecular function: endopeptidase inhibitor activity. NCBI's taxonomy places the organism in Eukaryota, Metazoa, Chordata, Actinopteri, Siluriformes, Bagridae. The record is from RefSeq and is a predicted model, not a curated record. The coding region runs from base 53 to 4474 and encodes 1473 amino acids. The transcript is spliced from 35 exons. Gene Ontology annotation, cellular component: extracellular region.